CGCAGUCACCCUCGGGCGUCCUCUGCUGCGGGCGAGCUAGGCCGCGCCACAGAGGCGGAGGCAGGGACGGUGCCCGCCCGAGAGGGAUCCCUCCGUGAGCCACCGCCAUGCCUGACAGUUGGGACAAGGACGUGUACCCUGUGCCCCCGAGCCGCACGCCGGCGCCCUCACCGCAAACCUCGCUGCCCAACCCCAUCACCUACUUGACGAAGGCCUUCGACCUACUCGUGGACCGGCCUGUGACCCUGGUGAGAGAGUUUAUAGAGCAGCAGCAUGCAAAGAACAGGUAUUACUACUACCAUCGGGAGUUCCGCCGGGUUCCAGACAUCACCGAGUGCAAGGAAAAGGAUGUCUUGUGCAUGUUUGAAGCAGAAAUGCAGUGGAAAAGAGACUACAAAGUCGAUCAAGAAAUCGUCAACAUUAUCCAGGAAAGGCUGAAGGCCUGUCAGCAGAGGGAAGGUGAGAGCUACAGGCAAAACUGUGCCAAAGAGAUGGAGCAGUUCACCCAGGUGGCCAAGGCCUAUCAGGACCGAUAUCAUGACUUAGGGGCUCAUUGUUCUGCCAGGAAGUGCCUGGCAAAACAGAAGCAGAGGAUGCUUGCAGAGAGAAAAGCUGCUAAAGAAGCUGCUGCUGCUCUUUGAUUCCCCCUCACAUGACUGUCACCACUGCUAAGUAAAAUAAAGAGUAAUGAAAUCUA
Messenger RNA from Molossus molossus (Pallas's mastiff bat), 697 nucleotides. It is a transcript of the gene NDUFB10, whose product is annotated as NADH:ubiquinone oxidoreductase subunit B10. The record is from RefSeq and is a predicted model, not a curated record. The coding region runs from base 108 to 641 and encodes 177 amino acids. NCBI's taxonomy places the organism in Eukaryota, Metazoa, Chordata, Mammalia, Chiroptera, Molossidae. The transcript is spliced from 4 exons.